Alosa sapidissima (American shad) is the source of this 2985-nucleotide messenger RNA. RefSeq lists its product as uncharacterized. The coding region runs from base 522 to 1841 and encodes 439 amino acids. The record is from RefSeq and is a predicted model, not a curated record. Lineage: Eukaryota; Metazoa; Chordata; Actinopteri; Clupeiformes; Clupeidae. Gene Ontology annotation, molecular function: NAD+ binding. The transcript is spliced from 8 exons.
GAGGAGCGACUUUGGAUCACAGGUGGUUCGUUGUUGUUCAAAUUAGUUCAAGCCAAGCCACACUAUUGACAGCUACUCUGUUUGGUAGCCUAACAAUGUGGCCUAAUUAUUGAUACUAGGCUAUAAAUCACUGACAAGCUUAGUGACUGACAGCAGAUUUUGGCGGGAUCAGUGAGAGUAGGCUACCAGCCUACCAGCUGCUGUAGGCUUGGGUGAAUUCUGUUGACAACCGAGAAGAACGGGACCAUUUUCCCGCACUAAAAUGACAAAGUGACGUACUUCCUCUCUGCUAGAGGCUGUAACAUGUUGUUCUGAGAUACAAGCUAACAUAGAAACUGAUUUAAUGUAUCUUUUUAAUAUCUGGUCAUGUUCGUGUGCGGAGUAACACUGUGGUGACUGCUGAAAGCGCCACAAUCCGAUAUUUGAUGUAAAAACACAAGUGCCCUGCUUCGCUGAGCGGAGACACUCCCGGUUGCACUUUAUCAACAUCCAGGGUCCCUGAAGUAGUAGCAGGUGGAGAUAUGAGCAAGGCCAAGUCAUCCAGGGACAAGAGAUCCACCCAGCCUGCUCUCAGCAGAGUCACCCGCAGUUCCUCCACCCAUUCCAGGCAGGCAGACUUACUCCAGCCCCAGGCCUCUGGAACUAGCUCAGGCCCCCAGGCCCACGCAGGUGGCCGACAGUCAGACACGGGCCUCGUUCAGGACCUCAGCUUGAUGAGUGUCAGUGAACAGCAGGCCUCAGUAGCUCGCCGAGGGAGACCCUCCAAAACGGGUACCAGUGGCAUUCUAGCAGACGUUGGCGCCCACCCCGAAGCCUCACUCUCAGUCCCUCCCUCAGCCCCAAAAAGUGGCCUGGGCACCAUAGCCCGUCUCAUCAAGCUUGGCCGACUGAAGAACAUAGUGGUGGUCGCAGGGGCUGGUAUCAGCACUGCCAGCGGGAUCCCAGACUUCAGGACACCUGGGACUGGUCUGUACGCCAACUUGGAAAAGUAUGACAUCCCUUACCCAGAGGCCAUCUUCAACAUCGACUACUUCUCCAAUGACCCGCGGCCCUUCUUCUCCCUGGCUAAGGAGCUGUACCCGGGCCACCACCGGCCCAACUACGUGCACUACUUCCUCCACAUGCUGCACCAGAAGGGCCUGCUGCUGCGCCUGUACACACAGAACAUCGACGGCCUGGAGCGCAUGUGUGGCAUCCCAGAGGACAAGCUUGUGGAGGCCCAUGGCAGUUUCGACACAGCGUCGUGCCAUUUGUGCUACACGCCGUAUCCAUCGGAGGAGGCCAAGAGAGCCAUCAUGUGUGGCAGCGUCCCAACGUGCUCAUUUUGCCAGGCCACGGUUAAACCUGACGUUGUGUUCUUUGGGGAGGAUCUGCCACAAAAGUACUUCCAGCACACCACCGACUUCCCCAAGGCAGACCUCCUCAUGAUCAUGGGCACGUCUUUACAGAUUGAGCCAUUUGCCAGCCUGGUGAAUACGGUGCGUUCGACAGUGCCGCGGCUGCUGCUGAACCGGAACGCGGUGGGGCCAUUUGAGCGCCGGCCGCUGCGCCGAGGAGACUACAUGGAGCUCGGAGAUCUGAGCGAGUCGGUCAGCAAGCUGGCCCAGGUCCUGGGCUGGCACCAGGAGAUCCAGGAGCUCAUGUGGAGUCAGGAGAACCGGUGUGCUCCCCAGCGGGUGACCAAUGCCAUGGAGCAGCAGGCAGCGCAGGGGAGGAGAGAAGUGGACGGCCCCCCCGGCAGACGGCCCAAAACCUCCAGUGGGGCCCGCUCGGGCAGCGAGGAGUCCGACGCCUCCGAGACGGACAGUAUGAGUACAGAGUCAUCUGGGCCUAGUAACUAACAAACAUACACACGCACGCACGCACACAUACACAUAUAAACACACAUAAAUGCAUACACACACAUACACACGCCAGUUUUCAUCCAGUGUCCUGUUUUGUGUGCGUAGUUCUUAUCACAUGUGUGCUGCUGAUAUCCCUCCACAUCUCUGCUGUCACAAAAGGUUCUGGAGCGUGACAUGCGGGGAAGGAGAAUAACAUGUUUGGAAGGUAAACAAAAACAUGGCACUUACUUAGCAUUGUUCAAUCUACUCUUUAUGUUGUCAGAGUCCAGCGGUUUUUAUCUGUUUUUAUUGUAAGUCAUGUGUUCACUUAGUUUCUUCCAUGUGUUUGCUAAGCCAUUGCAAUAAUGAACCGCAUCCAUCCACACAGAGACCAACUUUUCUCUUUUGGGCUUAAGCCAUUUCUCCUCCUGAGAGACAUUGGGGUUUUGUGUGUGUUUGUGUGUGUGUGUGUGUGGGGGGGGGUGGGGUUGUGUGUUGAGUUUGGCUUGGGGAGAGGCUGAAAUGGGGAGCUAAAUCCAGCUCUGAGCAAACCAUGCUAAAUUAGUAUGGGGGGCAAGAGCCCGUGUGUGUGUGUGUGUGUGUGUGUGUGUGUGUGUGUGUGUGUGUGUGCACACUCCUUACAGGGGCACUGAGGAGGCCAGGCAGAGGGGUUCCCUCCUAUGCUAAUAAAUGUCUCCACAGUGCAACAAAGAACCCCAAUAUCCUGCUGUGUGUGUGUGUGUGUGUGUGUGUGUGUGUGUGUGUUUAGAGAGGAGACUUUUUUGCAUGGUUUGUCAUUAAAGAAUGCAAUUAUUCAAUUUUGUGUGUACAUAGUGUUCUGUAGAGUUUUAGGGUUAAAAACACAAUAUGUGGCCUCGCUGUGCAUUCCAGUGGUACACUGCAUUUAGACAUGGGGUGGGCUGGACAGAACACCUCCAAAACAGUGGCUUCUCCAUCCCUUCACUCUGUGUCUAAAUUUAUGGACAAGCUGCUUAAAUCACUGUAAAACUUUUGCAUGUACAAUUUUUACAAGUGUAAUGAUUCAGUUGUUAAAGACUGCUACUCGUGCUUGUAUACCUUUUAUGUUGUGUAUGUUAUGUAUUUGUAUUGAAGUUUCACAGUUUAAUAAAAAGCAAUAAAAAGUUUUCAUGAGAACUGUGAA